Molecule: messenger RNA, 2792 nt
Organism: Drosophila mojavensis
Lineage: Eukaryota; Metazoa; Arthropoda; Insecta; Diptera; Drosophilidae
Gene: cpx
Product: complexin
Exons: 7
Coding region: 510-929 (139 amino acids)
Biological process (GO): neurotransmitter transport; synaptic vesicle exocytosis; regulation of neurotransmitter secretion
Cellular component (GO): terminal bouton; SNARE complex
Molecular function (GO): syntaxin binding
Source: RefSeq, a predicted model, not a curated record
CGUUGUAGUUGGGCUCGAAAAAAAUGGUUUUUGUGUAUGCCAGUGGCGAAAAAGAUUUGUUGUUGUCACGCCGCGAACAGAGCUAAGUGCGAAAGAAGAUAGUAAUUUAAAAAAAAAAAAAUUGUUGUUGUUGUUGUGGCAUAGUGUGUUUAACGGUGCCUUCAACGGUUGUAGCAAACUCUUUCUGUUGAUGCUCGCUUUUCUUAGAGGAUUUCUUUAAAAACAACACAAACAACUUUCUAAAACUUUGCUUCUACUUCUACAACAACGACCACUACAACUACAUCUACAACUACAACUGUAUCACCAACAACAACAAUCACACCAUCUACAACAACAAUAUACACGCACAUCAACACACGCAAAUCUAAGCGGAAUAUUUACGGAACAGUAGUUGCGGAGUUGGGCGCAACGAGAACCGUGACUGCACCUUUCAUUACCAACAACAGCAGCAGCAGCAUCCACGCCCACAGAUCCAACAAACAAGCGAUAGCAAGUAAUAAAACACAAUGGCGGCUUUUAUUGCGAAACAGAUGGUUGGAAACCAAUUAAGUGCCGUUAAAGAUGCUGCAGGCGGAGGUGAUGGCGGCGAUGAUGGUGACGAUAAGGAAAAGGCAGAGGAGGAGGAGAGGGAGCGUCAGGAGGCCAUACGUGAGGCCGAGGAGCGGCGCAAGGAGAAACACCGCAAAAUGGAAGAGGAACGCGAGAAAAUGAGACAGGACAUACGCGAUAAGUACAAUAUCAAGAAAAAGGAAGAAAUUGUGGAGGCUGCGCCACAGGAGGAGCCCAACCCGUUAAUGCGAAAAAAAAAGACCCCCGAAGAGUUGGCCGCCGAGGCUGAGCAGGAGGAGCUCGACGAUUUUACAACGAAAUUAAGAAAACGUCUCAGCGAUGCUUUUAAGAAUUGUCCACUGAGAAACUUGUUUUGAAACACCAGUCUAUCCCCGAUUCCACAGAAGAUGUAUUAGCAUUGCAUAAUUUCGGUUUCAAGCUGCAUGCGGACAUAUAUAUAUAUAUAUAUAUAUAUAUAUAUAUAUAUAUAUACAUAUAUAAGCCGACAUGCUCUAUUAACAUAUAUACUUUAUACUUUAUUCAUAGUGCCAAGAAAACCUCCUUAUUGCGUAUAAAUGUGAAAAAGCGGUUGAUAUACAUAAAUAACUAUGUAUAUCGAUCAAUAUUAUAUAAAUAUUUGUACAACCUUACGAUGUGCCCUUGGAACGCAUAAGCUGCUGCACUAAAUUUUAAUUAGAGUUCAGUAUUGAGCAAAUUGGUGAAUUGUUUUUGAAGUUCUGUUUAUCGAUAGAAAUAUUUUAUAUAUCGAAUAAGUACAACGAUGAAGCAUUAGAAAAAAUAGAUUAAAGCAUUUCAGAACUCGAAAUUUAAUAAACAAAAACAUUAGUUAAAAGCAAUUAGGGCACACAAACUCAACCAGAAUAAAAAAAAUCGUCUUUUAUAUUUUACCGUGUGCGCGGUUCUUAAGAUUCGAUUUGAUUCGGUAAUAUUCAAAACGUUUCGAUUAUGUUCAAUUUAGCUUGUAGACGCUUUAAAAUGUUUUCGUUCGUUGCCAAAAUAAUUCAUAAGAUUUUUAAUGUACCUGAAAUUCCAAAUAUGCUAAUGGAAGUCUAAAAAAUUAGGUUAAGCUUCUUCAAAAUAUUUACAUAAUUUUUCAGAUAUAUAUAGUUAUAUCUUCUAUAUUUUCAGGAAUAGAAGCUAGUUGAAAACCAUUUCAAGAGUUAAGAAACAUUUUUCCGUACUUCGGUCAGCCGAAGCAGACAGAUUAUUCAAACCUAUAUAUAAUACGUUAUAAUGAUUAAUAAUGAUGAACAAAAUGGCAAAUUUUCUUUUAGUUUUUUAGAGGCAUGCUAGUGAGAUUUUUCGAAUCAAUCAUUUAGAAGAGCAACAAUCAUAUCUAAAACCUAUCAAAUUUCGUGUCUUAAUUUAAAAAUAUUAAAUGAUUUUACAAAAAUUUAAUGAAAGUAAAAUACAGAAAUGUUUCAAAAAUGUAAACGUAGUUGAUAUCGAAUGUAGUGUAUAUAUAUAUAUAUAUAUAUAUAUAUAUAUAUAUAUAUAUAACGACCGACUGAAAUUAUUGUUAAAAGUUUGAUAUAUAUAUAAGAUGAAAAUGAAAACGAAAUAUAUAUUAAAGUUUCUAUACCUUAAUCAAUCAGAAAUUUGCGAUUCAAUAUAUACAAUAUAUACAUACAUAUAUACAUAUUGCGAUAGUUGAGCAAAUCCAAAAAAUAAUUAAUUGUAUAGAGUCAUUUACAAAAUUUUACGAUUCUAACAAUACUUCGUAAGAAAGUAUAAAAUAUAAAUAAAUUAAAAUAAAGCUGUUAUAUACUUUUAUAAAAUAGCAAACGAGUGUUUGUCAGCUUAUCUUAGUUAACUCUGGAAAUCUAUAUCUAUAUCCUGAUGCUCGUGAAUGUCAAAAUGCAAACUAAAUCGAAGACUAGUUUAAAAAAAAAAUAAAUAAAUAAGAGACAAACUUCAGCGGUUUGAAAAAGGAAAGAAAAAGAAAACGAACUAAGAAUUAUUAUCCUAGCGAUUAUGAUACUAAUAAAUAAAUAUAUUCAGGCAUUUUAAUAAUUAUACUUAAGACCCUCGUUCUACAUAGGCGCCCAUGCAUAUAUGUACAUACAAAGGUACAUAUGCAUACUGCAUUACAUUGCAUUCGUUUAUAUAUUAUACUGUAUUGCGUUUUAAUAUGUUGUGUUGUAUUUACUGUUGAAUUGUAUUUUAAUAUAUAUAGACAGUGUUAAUUUCCAAUAAAAAGUUUUUAAAUGCAACUAAAA